CACAACUUCCUGAUCAUGAGUUCGAAUAACACUUGAGACCUUCCGUCAUCGUCGAUAUCACAACCAGAAGUAUACUCGAUGCGCUCUGGAACCUGACAUCAACGACUCGAGGACCCGAAACAUGCGCGUAGACAACAACCAUCAUGGGCCAAGGAUAUUCUAUUAACGUGUCCGCUGGCUCGGCUGGUAUCGAUGUUCCAGAACUCGCAGAUCUUGAGACCGAAAGAAGUCUUGGUGCUGUACGGUUCAUGAAAACGAUCCGCGCGAAACACAAGGACGGUCUCGUUAUCGCCAAGGUCUUCAUCAAGCCAUUUCCUAACCUGAAGCUUGAGGAACAAUCGAAGAUAUUAUUUGCCCAAAGGAGGGAUCUCGCAGAUGUACCAAACACUUUGCCUUACCAUCGCAUCAUCGAAACCGCAACGAAUGGCUAUCUGGUUCGCCAAUACAUUCACAGUUCUCUCUAUGACAGAAUCAGCACAAAUCCAUCGCUUGAAGACAUCGAGAGAAAAUGGAUUGCAUAUCAGCUCUUGUGUGCGGUCAAAGAGUGCCAUUCGAAGCACAUCUGCCAUGGAGACAUCAAGACCGAGAACAUGCUUGUUACUACCUGGAACUGGCUGUAUCUGACCGACUUCUCCACUGCCUUCAAGCCUGGAAGAUUGCCUGAGAACAACCCGGCCAAUUUCUCGAUCUUCUUCGACACUACUGGCCGUCGCAUAUGCUACAUAGCACCCGAGCGAUUCGUAGACGACGAGGAGCUGAAAGAGCACGAGCCGAAUCCUCAGGAUGACGUGUUUGAGAGAGAUGCAAGAAAAGCCUGGCAUAACGUUACCUGGCCAAUGGAUAUUUUCAGCGUCGGAUGUGUCAUUGCAGAGCUCUUUACUGAGAAACCCACCUUUACACUCAGCCAGCUGUUCAAGUACCGCAAAGGAGAGUAUGACCCGACGCACACCACGUUGAACAACAUCAAGGACGAGAAUAUCCGAGAAAUGGUUGCUCACAUGAUCCAACUCGAGCCUGGCAAGCGCUACAGCGCCGAAGAUUACUUGAACUUUUGGCGUGGCAAAAGCUUUCCAGAGUACUUCUACACCUUCCUGCACCAGUACAUGCAUCUCAUCACAGAUCCAACUUCUGGCAGAAAGCCGGUAGUCGUCGGUGCAAAGAACUCUGGAGGCUCAGACGAUCGUAUUGAACGUAUCAAUGCAGACUUUGACAAGAUUUCAUACUUCCUCGGAUUCUCGGAUGUGGGGAAGCUGCCACAGUCCACUCGCGCACCAAUCACCUCUGGCCUAGAUCUGUUCCCACUUCAGGUGGAUCUACCAAAUAACAGACACGAUGCAGCAGAUCGCGCUGGAAGCGUUCAAGAUAAUGGCGCUCUUCUUUUCCUGAAUGUUGUGAUCUCGGCUUUGCGAACGACUGCUCGCGCGAGCUCCAAGAUCCGAGGUUGUGAACUUCUCCUUGCUUUGGGAGAGAGGCUGACCGACGAAGCCAAGCUCGAUCGUGUAUUGCCUUUUGCCAUUGCUUUAUUGGAAGAUGAGUCGGAAAAUGUUCGAAUGGCUGCUCUGAGGACCAUCACCCAGCUUCUCGCUAUCGUCACUGUGUUGUCUCCCAUGAAUGUCUUCAUCUUCCCCAACUAUCUGCUUCCUCGCCUACAAAAGUUUGUUGCAAGUCCAAUGUUCCGCAAAUCAGGACCGCUCAGAGCGACGUAUGCAACCUGUCUCGCGAAUCUGGCCACAACGGCUGCACGUUUCUUGGACAUGAUGCAAGCUUUACGCGCUGAUGGGUCUUUGCCUUCGACAGACCCAGAAGCCGAAGAUGAUCUUACUUCCUAUGCUGCAUAUCAGAACACCUACGACACUACCCGCGAGGAUCUUAUCCAGCACUUCGAGGCACAGACUAAGCUGUUUUUGCAGGACGACGAUCCUUCGGUCAAGCGCGCCUUCUUAGGAUCUGUGACAAGCCUCUGUGUGUUCUUUGGCGAAAACAUUGCAAGCGAUCUCAUCCUCACGCACUUGAAUACGUAUCUGAAUGAAGAAGAUUGGACGCUGAAAUGCGCUUUCUUCGAGACGAUAGUAGGCGUAGCUGCCUUCAUUGGUGGCGCAAGUCUAGAAGACUUCAUUCUUCCGCUCAUGGUCCAGGCGUUGACUGAUCCGGAAGAGACUGUCACUGAACAAGUGAUCAGAUCACUCUCAAGCAUGGCGCAUCUGGGUCUGUUCCAGCGAUGGACGACGAUAGAGCUCGUACUCAUCGUCUCGCGCUUCACGCUUCAUCCAAAUGUAUGGAUUCGUGAAGCAGCGGUGCAAUUCAUUGAAGCAACUUCAACCCAUCUUUCUGACGCGGAUGUCUGGAGUAUGGUCAUGCCGUUGUUAAAGCCUGUGCUGAAGAUGCCGUCAGCUGGGCUCUCCGAGUUCGAGCUCCUAGACGCUCUUCAGAAACCAUUCCCUCGGCCUGCAUAUGAUCUAGCAAAAACGUGGGCAGAGAAAUCUGAGAAGAGCGUCUUCUGGAAACAUGCACAACAAGUCAAAAGUUUCUCCUUCGAAGCGGGCAGCAACAAGGCUUUGACCGAUUUUUACCGUGACAGCGAUGCUCGCGCCUUGAGCAAAGCAAUGAAGAACGAUGAUGACGAACAGUGGUUGGCCAAACUCCGUGUUGCUGGCAUGCGUACUGAAGACGAACCCAAGCUGCUUGCGCUACGAGAUUACAUCUGGCGAACGACAAUGCGCUCUGAGAAAGAGGUCACGAAGCAGUCCGACACGCAACUAAAUCAGAUAAUUUCGCUAAGCGCCAUACAAGUACCACUUCAGAACGUUUUCUUCGAGGCGGACACUGGUUCUUAUCAGACGCUUCCUCAGGCUGAUAUUGCACAGCCGAAUGUGAAGACUUCCCUUGAGGAAGCCUUGCGUGACGCUGCAACGCCUGCUGAUCAAGACGCAAAGAACUUGUUCAAUCCGGCAAGAGGCAAGCCAUAUCCAUCUUCAGCGCAGCAAACAUCAAACACGGCCGUACCAGCCGACAUAUCCCGAGCCCAAGCCACACCUAUCAAUGGACAAGUUUCGAACCAUCGAAAACACAUGGCAAAUAUUGAUACUGCUGCGUACUUGUCCACAUCUCCUGCGUCCACAACAUCUGUCAGGAGCGGCCACAAUCAUACACUUCAUUCGAAAGCGAGUGCGAUGAACCUCAUGAAACGCACAGAGCAGACCAAGGCAUACGCAGAAACCGGUACAGACUCCAUCAACGCCGUCGGUAAACUUGACGUCCCUGCAAACCAAGCGGCGAUUGCACCUUCAAACUCAAACUCAGGACAAGCCACGCCACGUCCAUCGCGACCUAAAAUUUCUGCGACACACUCUUACCAUGGUGGCGAUCCGACCGUGUUAAAGUUGUUAGACUCAGUCUACACUGGUAGUCACCCCGGAAGCGAUCGUGAAUUUGGACCCAGAGUCUCGACACGCCCUCGUGCUCGAAUGGCCACGAAAAACGCUCCUAACCAACAACCACAAAGUUACUGGAAACCAGAGGGACAACUCACUGCUGUACUUGAAGAGCACCAAGCACAAGUCAAUUGCAUUGCUGUAUCUCCAGACCAGGUCUUCUUCCUUACCGGUUCUGAUGAUGGCUCUGUCAAAGUCUGGGACACCAGUAGAUUUGAGCGUAAUAUGGCGCAUAGAUCGCGUCAGGCCCACAGACAUGCUUCAGGUGCGAGUAUCACCAGCCUUUGCUUCGUGGACUCGACGCAUAGCUUCAUCUCGACCGCUUCUGACGGUACAGUCGAUAUCGUCAAGGUAGAUGUGACGGAGACCAACGGUAAUGUCCGUUAUGGUAAACUCCAGGUGUUGCGCAGCUGGAUGAUCCCAGCCAAGCCCGAACAAAAGGAAUAUGCCAUUGGUGUUGAGCAUGGAAAAAUGGAAGGCCGAUCAGUCUGUGUGGUCGUCACCAACCUCUGCCGCAUCCUGUUUAUUGAUAUAUACUCGAUGGAAGUCACGUACGAGCUUCAAAACCCGAUACAGCAUGGUACGCCAACGACUUUCUGCAUAUCGAAGCGAUGGCAAUGGCUUUUGAUAGGCACCUCACACGGUGUUCUCGAUAUCUGGGAUCUUCGCUUCCGCCUCAGACUUCGUGCGUGGACAGUAACACGUCCAGCGCCCAUCACCCGUCUCACACUACAUCCAAGCAGGAAGGACAGCAAGAAAGUCAAGAUUUGCGUUGCUGGUCUGACGUCUCCCGGUCACGUCUCUGUUUGGGACCUCGAAAAGCUUGUGUGUACGGAGGUGUACCAUGUCAGUCAAUCCGACGGUGGCAGCCAACUGAAAGCAAGAGACUUCGAACUUCUCAAUGUCGACGAAGACAAGUCUGGCACCAUGCCAUCCCGAAUCCUCGGCUCUCUCGCAACAGAUCUGCAUCUGAGCGCCCGACCAUCCGAUAAUGGUAAAGACAGAUCGGGCGGAGGAUCUGGAGGCAGUGCAGGUGCUGUCAAAGCAUUCGCCAUGUCGAUGCACACAUCACCUGACAGUUCAGAGCCAAGACAUCCCUUCCUCGUCACUACCGGACCCGACUGGAAGAUCCGCUUCUGGGACACCGAUCGCAUCGCCUCUUCCAUGAUCGUAAACGACAAGGGAGACAAAGCCCUCUACACAGCCUCAAAAUUCGGCAACGACAUAUCCGCCUACACAGAAAUGGCACUCUCCGACAGUCUAUCAGAAAAAGAAAAAGAAAAAGGUACUUCCAGUCCAGCUUCUGGACGCACUGGCACCAUGUCACCCAUCUCCAACGACGCGGAUAGCGAUAAAGUCGGCGCUGCGUCCAAGAAGAAGAAAGAGAACAGGGAGGGAAAGAUUGCGAGAUAUGAGGUUAUCCGUAGAUCGGCGAAUCAGCUGCUCAAAGGUCAUAAGGAUACCGUUACUGCUGUUGCUCUGGUGGAAUAUCCUUUCGGCAUGAUUAUUUCUGCCGAUCGCUCUGGUGCUUUGUAUAUCUUUAGAUGAUUGAGGGUGGUGGCCUCGUCAUGGGCUUCAUUCAUGGAUAGCUGGAUGGCUCGCAAAAAUGAUGUGCAUUUUUACAACUAUGCUGAUGUGGCUAGGGAGGGAUGGGGAAGAAGUGGAUUAAGGGAGAGUAGGGAUAUUCGAUUCGUAGCAGUUUGUUGGCGAGGAAGUAGGUAGCAUGAAUCAAAGCACAAUUUCACAUCA
Aureobasidium pullulans EXF-150 is the source of this 5180-nucleotide messenger RNA. Its product is annotated as ARM repeat-containing protein. Gene Ontology annotation, cellular component: nucleus-vacuole junction; late endosome; phosphatidylinositol 3-kinase complex, class III, type I. The record is from RefSeq and is a predicted model, not a curated record. The transcript has a single exon. Gene Ontology annotation, molecular function: ATP binding; protein binding; protein serine/threonine kinase activity. Bases 144 to 4979 code for a protein of 1611 amino acids. Lineage: Eukaryota; Fungi; Ascomycota; Dothideomycetes; Dothideales; Saccotheciaceae. Gene Ontology annotation, biological process: autophagy of peroxisome; protein phosphorylation; protein targeting to vacuole.